AAGUUAGGCUGAGUCGCGGUUAUAUAGACCGGCGACGGAGCACGCGUGUGUGCGGACGCAGUUGCGUGAGGGGAUUUCGCCUUUUCCCUGCUGUGGAGCAAAGCUUGUUCCUCUCCCUCUCAGCCGCGCAGGGAGUAAAGGGGGAGCCGUGAAUGCAUGGAUAAUGAGCGGAGAUAAUAACCCCUGUUUUUUCUAAGCCCUCACUGGCGUGCCAGGCAGUGUGCUGAGCAACUUGUGUGGCUCUCAUGCACUCCCGCGAGGAUCCGAUGAGGUUGAAUUGACCAAAGCAAUGGUUAUGGAGAAGCCUAGUCCCCUGCUGGUCGGGCGGGAAUUUGUGAGGCAGUAUUACACACUGCUGAACCAGGCCCCAGACAUGCUACACAGAUUUUAUGGAAAGAACUCUUCUUAUGUCCAUGGGGGAUUGGAUUCAAAUGGAAAGCCAGCAGAUGCUGUCUACGGACAAAAAGAAAUCCAUAGGAAAGUCAUGUCACAAAACUUUACCAAUUGCCACACUAAGAUCCGCCAUGUUGAUGCUCAUGCCACUCUGAACGAUGGUGUGGUGGUCCAGGUGAUGGGGUUACUCUCCAAUAACAACCAGGCUUUGAGGAGAUUCAUGCAGACAUUUGUCCUUGCUCCUGAGGGCUCUGUUGCAAACAAGUUUUACGUUCACAAUGACAUCUUCAGAUACCAAGAUGAGGUCUUCGGUGGCUUUGUCACUGAGCCUCAGGAGGAAUCUGAGGAAGAGGUAGAGGAACCCGAAGAAAGACAGCAGACACCCGAGGUGGUACCUGAUGAUUCUGGAACUUUCUAUGAUCAGACUGUCAGCAAUGAUUUGGAAGAACAUUUAGAGGAACCUGUUGCUGAACCAGAGCCUGAUCCUGAGCCAGAACCAGAGCAAGAACCUGUGUCUGAAAUCCAAGAGGAAAAGUCUGAACCAGUGUUGGAAGAAAGUACUCCUGAGGAUGCUCAGAAGAGUUCUUCCCCUGCACCUGCAGACAUGGCGCAGACAGUCCAGGAGGACCUGAGGACAUUUUCUUGGGCAUCUGUGACCAGUAAAAAUCUUCCACCCAGUGGAGCUGUCCCUGUUACUGGGAUACCACCUCAUGUUGUUAAAGUACCAGCUUCACAGCCUCGUCCAGAGUCUAAGCCUGAAUCUCAGAUUCCGCCGCAGAGGCCUCAGAGGGAUCAAAGAGUGCGAGAGCAACGAAUAAAUAUUCCUCCCCAGAGGGGACCUAGACCAAUCCGUGAGGCUGGUGAGCAAGGUGAUGUGGAACCCCGAAGAAUUGUGCGACACCCUGAUAGUCACCAACUUUUCAUUGGCAAUCUGCCACAUGAAGUGGAUAAAUCGGAACUUAAAGAUUUCUUUCAAAGUUAUGGGAAUGUGGUGGAGCUACGCAUUAACAGCGGCGGGAAAUUACCCAAUUUUGGUUUCGUUGUGUUUGAUGAUUCUGAGCCUGUUCAGAAGGUCCUUAGCAACAGGCCCAUCAUGUUCAGAGGUGAGGUCCGUCUGAAUGUGGAAGAGAAGAAGACUAGAGCUGCCCGGGAAGGAGACCGUCGAGAUAACCGCCUGCGGGGACCCGGAGGUCCUCGAGGUGGGCUAGGUGGUGGAAUGAGAGGCCCGCCCCGUGGAGGGAUGGUGCAGAAACCCGGAUUUGGAGUGGGAAGGGGAAUUGCUCCAAGGCAGUGAAUUGCUCUUCAUUGAUCUUCACGCAGCAGUACAAAUCUAGCUCCUGCAGAAUGGUGAAUUUCUUAUACCAGCAUUUGGUAUCCUGGAGUAUGACCCUAGUCUAUUAUAAACUGCUUAAGUUUGUACAAUUUUACUUUUUGUGUUAAUGAUGUGUGCUCCCUCUCCCUUCCCUCUCCUCACCUUUUUAGUCCUUCACUUCCAAUUUUGUGGAAUGAUAUUUUAGGAAAAACAGAUUUUUAAAGAAGAGAAAAAGACUGAAUUUCCUUGCUUUACUUUUGAAUAUACAGACUGGAUUUUUUUUUUAACAGCUGUUUCCCCAAAGGAAUGUAUCUUACCUAUUACUGACAUUUGGUAUGUUUCAUUCAUUGGACUAUUUCUUAUUUUCUAUGUGUUUCAAAAGCCUAUGAGAAACACAGGAUUUGAUAAACAUUUUGAAGGCAGGAAAAAUCUAAAUUGUUUCUUCUUUGAGAGUCAUGGCUACCUUCUGGUGUGUAGAAAUUGCCAUUGGAAAAAUUGACAGUUUUGAUUCUUGCUGGUAUGGUUAAAAACUGAAUAAAAGGUGUUAGUAGAGUUUUUUUUUUCUUUUGAUACGUGAUCACAAAACAAUUAAAAACCUUCUGUUUUUACCAUUUAAAUUUAAAUUGUGAGAUAGGUUUUAAAUGUUUAGGAUUCAAUUGAUUAGAUUUCUUUUGAAGUAGGGUUCUUUUCUGUUUAUUUUUAAAACAAACAAAACAAAAACAAGCCCAAAAUACAACAAAAAAAGAAACUCCAAAAUCCGAAGAACACAAAACCCAGAGCAAAACUGUUGUGCCUUCUAUUUAUCUUUGAUUCCAGCCUUGGCAAUUGUUGAAAGAAAAAAAAAAGUCUAGAUUUGUUUUUACCAGGUAUAGAGUAUGUUGGGAAUCGAAGAAAUCCCUCUUUCACCUUGUAUGUAUUCUGUUCAUUUGUUUUAUGCCUUAUACUUAAAUUGAGUCUCAAACUGGAAUGCCUUUGAGGACAGACAUGCUUCUUUCUAUAGAGGUCCUUUGAUCUAAAUAGUCCAGCAUUUGUAUUAAGUUUUAUUUCGGUAUCUGUUCAUCACAGCCCAUAAGAAGGAAUACGACUUUAAUAUUGGACUUUGUGCUCGAGUGUCUGCCGGUUUUUUCUUUAAAUCAUAGGCACAUGGUAAAUUUUCUGUUUUGUUAUGGUUCUCUUUUAUUGAUGGGCAUACAGUGGGUUUUUCUUGGAAAUGGCCAAUUUUUAUUAAAAUAUUUCUGGAAGAAAAAUUAAUCUGGCAAUAUAGACUAAUAUUCGUUUUACAUAGUAUGUUAAUUUCUUGCGGGGAGUGAGGUGGGUAAAGGUUUUGUUCACACACUUGUGAAGCAAGCCUUUGUGUGAUAACUUGUCCUACUAAUUUGAAGGGCAGUGAGGUUGUCAAAUUUAACUUAUUUAUUAACAGUGUUCAUCUUUAGGACUGUUUGAGGAGAGUAUAUGAGUAGGAUUAGGAAUGUUUGUUUUGCUAUUACUGGGAAACUCUAGGUUUGCUGAAGGGUGUAGUCUUAAACUAAAAUGAAGUUUGAUAUUAUCGGUCCUCAGUACCUCAGAUAUUUGAAAAUUGGGAACAUCACCUUCACAUAAAGAAAAUUACAUAACUGAGUCACAUGGCUGUUUUUUGGGUCGGUUUAAGUAACUAUUUGGUAACAACUUCAUUUGGACCAGGCCAAUGAUAAUUGGAAGACAUUCAGCUUGUACGUUUGUAGCUUAUAUUAAGCCGGUGGUGGAAAGAAAAAACUUAGCUGGAGAUAUUUUUGAAAAAAACUUUUUAAGUUGUAGUAACUAAAGUCAUAAAUUAUGGAUAAUCUAGAAAUCAUUUUUCACAAAUAAAUGCUAAACCACACAUUUCACAAUAGGUGUUUUUCCUGCUCCAUGGUUUAAGGGCACUUAAGUGGAUGCAGUGAUUCUCAACUGGGGCUGUUCAUACUUCCUAGAGGACAUUUGGAAAUGGGUGAGAUUUGGGGAGGAGGGAAGAGGAGUCACCACACACAUCUGGCAUUUAGUGGGCGGGGCUGACAGUGCUACCAUAAAAAGGAAGCACACCCCGUUGAGAUCAUGGCUAUUCCCCAUUCCCUAUAAUGUGUGGAACAUGGAAGGGGUGGAUGAGGACAACUUGAAGACUGUUUGGUUUGAAAAAUAGCCUCAGAUAAAUUAAAUGAAUUAUCAAAUAGAAAUCUCUUUCAGGAAUUACUGUAACAUCUGCAGGUAAUUAAUAAUCUCACUUUUCCUGUACCCAUGUGUGGGUUUAAAUAUGCUAGGUGCUUUUUGUAACUUGUUGCAUAAGCUUAGAAAAGUAAGGUUGCUUUAGUAAUUUCAAGUCCUCAGAAUUGGGAUGAUUGUGGAGUUUUAAGUAGCAACGGACUUUAUGUAUCAGAUUUAGCAUUGUGGUUAACACUAUGAAGAAUCCUAAUAUCAUUGUUUACAUUAUUGCUGAUAGAAUAAACAUGAUACCCUCGAUACACAUAUACUCCCACAGAUAGAAAGUGAAAAUAGGUUAGGACAAGAUUUUCUCUAGGCAGUACUAACUUAUCACAUUUAAACUUUUUGAAUUUUAAAAUACUAUUUUUCAUCUGUAAGAAUGCCCCAAUGUACAGUUUUUUUCUGUUAAGCUUUAAACCCUUUACCCAUAAGUAUUUUAGCUAAGUAAGAUUAGUUUGGUUCAGUGGGUCUUAGUCUUGUAAGACCUUUUGAAAGCAAGCAGAUCUUAGGCCUUAACAAAAAUACAUGGAUUGGGCUUUACUCUUGUAUUCCUAUGUUUUCAACUUUGUGAGCUUUUGUUUGCUGGAAGCAGUAAAAUGGAUAAUCCAAAAAUCAUUCUUUGGCUUUGGAUGGGUAGGUUACUUACCACAGGAUUAGUUGAACUGCACUUUAGUUUUAGAUUAGAGAACUAAUUUUCACAAUUACCCUGUGGAUUAGGUGCUAUUUUUCCCAAAGUAAUAGAUGAAGAAGAAAUCUCAGCAGUUAAAUGACUAGGCUUCUAAGUCAUCCAUGUAGCAAGGAGCAGAUUGGCCUCCAAAAUUGAUGCUUUUUCCCUGGAACCCUGAUGCCUACCCAUUUUACAUUUGAGUGACAUAUUAAAGAACAAGGCGUGACCAUAAUAAGUUAUCACAGUACAGAGACCUGAGUCUCAUUCAGAGAAAGGUUAGAAUUACUCUUCUCCAUUUCCUUUAAGGUAAACUAGAUAGGGAAACCUUAAUUUUGUAGGGCUCCUUUGAUUUAUAGAUUGUGGUAACAGUAAUGAUUUGUUUUUAGGGUUUUUUUCUCACCUGAAUUUUAAAUACACGUAUAACCUUGAACCUAGAUGUGGAAGGUAACAUUAAUUUUAUAAUCCCUUAAUCCAGGUGGGUUUAUAGCAGUUGUGUUUUGUGCUCAUAACUGCCAUUCUCAGAUACUUCUCUUCAUCCCUUUAUUUGAAAAUCCUUGUAGAGUUUAAUAAUUUAGUGGGGAACGUGGCACUUUAUAGGAAGCAAUUUGUUAGAACCAGUAUGGUUGCAUUUGUCAAAUCUACUGAUCUAAAGAUAAGUUUAUAUUGAAGUUUUAUUUUUGUGCUACUUAAAAGAAUCUCUGAAGGAACUGCAUACAGAUAAGACCUUUGGUUCAGCAGUUAGGAACCUUUUAAGAAAAGCAACUUCAACUUUUAUUUGAAUAUGGGGUUUUAGCUAACUGUCUAAUAUACCGCAAAUGGGCAGUGGACAGUUAUUCUUCCACAAAUGUGUUAGAAACCUUGAAGAAUGUGUUAGAAACUUAGCAACAUUUUGUGUGGGAAGUUGCUGAUGAGUAAGGAUUUCUGGUUUUAAGGUAGUAAUGCCUUUUGGAAUUUUUGUUUACUGUGAUUGAGGUUCUGGGGACCACACGUUGGCUUGUGAACUCCUAUGAAACUAUAUUAAAGGAGAAAUGGUAGCACAUGUGACCUAAAUAAAACUUUUUUUACUU
This is a messenger RNA of Hyaena hyaena (striped hyena), 5653 nucleotides long. It is a transcript of the gene G3BP1, whose product is annotated as G3BP stress granule assembly factor 1. The coding region runs from base 290 to 1687 and encodes 465 amino acids. Gene Ontology annotation, cellular component: ribonucleoprotein complex; cytosol. NCBI's taxonomy places the organism in Eukaryota, Metazoa, Chordata, Mammalia, Carnivora, Hyaenidae. The record is from RefSeq and is a predicted model, not a curated record. Gene Ontology annotation, molecular function: mRNA binding. The transcript has 13 exons.